AUGAAGACGAGCUUCUGGUUUCUCUUCUGGGUCUGCGUCUGUCGUGUUGUUCCGACGUUCUGCUGGCACACUUUUGAAAACCGUGAGUUCGACUGCUGGCCUCUGGAUCAGCCCAACGAGAGCAACAUGAUCGACUGUGGAGGGCUGGAGAUGGCCUGGGUGGUCCGACCUCCAGACCAAGUGAAGAGCGGCGAGGGCUUCAACGUCACGUACUCGGUGACGGCCCAGGACUCCUUCUACCACUGGGCCGUCCAGAACCACAUCUUCACUCAGAGCUCCAUCAGGAGCGCAGAAGAAGCUCGGAGCUUCUGCGAAAACCACGAGUGUCCGUCCAACUGGAAAGAUGCCGACGGGGAAAACUGCUGCAUUCAUCACGCCAACAUCCACUCCUGCCCGAUGGGGUACAUGACGGACAGCAUCUGCGGACCCUGGAUCCCGGACGACGGGAAGAUCUUCACACACACGAUCUCCACUUCCGGCAAGAUGACGAAAACCAACUGGACGGCCAAGGUGUUCCUGUUCCACCCGGGCGUCACCUCGCUCAUCGCUCACAUCCGGGUGGGUCGCAUGCAGGUCGCCCUGGAGGCCACCAGCCAGGUGCUGCCCGCCGUAGUUUGUGGCGAUGAUGUGUGCGACGAGGCGGAGCUUUGCUCCACCUGCCCGGCCGACUGUGGCGAGUGUCCGAUGGCGGCGACCACCAAGAUGGCCAUUGGGCUUCCGCUGAGUCUGCUGUGCAUCUCCUUCAUUCUGACCGCCGUGUGGUUCUGGUACCAGAAGGAGAAGCUGCUCUGGGAUGAAAGCUGGAUCAUCGACUUCUCAACCAUCAAACAAGAUCAGGAGGCUCAGUUGGCCAUGGGCAGCAUCAUGAGUGUUCCUGUGGAGAACAGCCACAGCAACACCAGCUGUGUGACGGCCAUCAGCUCCUGUACCGCUCAGCCAGGAACCCGGAGAACCCUCUUCACCUGCACCGGCAUCUAUGACGGCCGGACGGUGGCCAUCAAGAAGAUUCAGACCAAAACCUUUUCUCUGUCUAAAACCAUCCGGCAGGAGGUCAAACAAGCCAGGGAGCUCGAUCACCCAAACCUCUGUAAGUUCAUCGGAGGGUGCAUCGAGGUUCCGAACGUUGCCAUAGUAACAGAGUACUGUCCAAAAGGAAGCCUGAAUGACGUUCUCCUGAACGACGAGAUCCCGCUGAACUGGGGCUUCAGGUUCUCCUUUGCCACCGACAUCGCCCGAGGGAUGUCGUACCUGCACCAGCACCGCAUCUGUCAUGGCCGCCUCAAGUCCAUGAACUGUGUCUUGGAUGACCGCUGGGUCUGCAAGAUCACAGAUUUUGGGUUACGCUCGUACCGGCGGGACGAUGGGGCAGAACCUCUUUCCACCUAUCAGCAGCGGCUUCUGGAGGUCUACAUGCCACCCGAAUUUCAGAACUCCAACAUGGAACCGACGCUGGCCGGCGACGUGUUCAGUUACUCCAUCAUCCUCCUGGAGAUCGCCACGCGCAGUAACCCCGUCCCGGCCGAGGAAUCCACGCUGGAAUGUUCCUGGUGUCCGCCUCUGCCAGAGCUCAUCUCCAGCAAGGCCGACAGCACCUGUCCGUGUCCGUCCGACUACGUGGAGCUGAUUCGUCGAUGCCGCUCUCAUAACCCCGCCCACCGGCCCACCUUUGAGCAGAUCAGGAAGUUUGUUCACCGGAUCAACCCGAUCAAAGUCAGCCCGGUGGACAUGAUGAUGAACCUGAUGGAGAAGUACAGCAAACAUCUGGAGGUUCUGGUGGCCGAAAGGACUCAAGAUCUGAUGCACGAGAAGCAGAAGACUGACCGACUGCUCUACAGCAUGCUUCCUCGGCAGGUAGCUGAUGAUCUCCGUCAGGGGAAACAUUCUCAGGCUCAGAGUUACGUCAGCGCCACCGUGUUCUUCAGUGACAUCGUGGGCUUCACGCAGCUGUCCAGCAGCAGCACUCCCUACCAGGUGGUGGACUUCCUCAACAAGCUCUACACCACGUUUGACGACAUUAUUGAUAACUACGAUGUCUACAAGGUGGAGACCAUCGGGGACGCCUACAUGGUGGUGUCCGGCGUUCCCCGGGAGAACGGGAUCCAGCACGCCGCGGAGAUUUCCAGCAUGGCUCUGGACCUGGUGGGCGUGUGCCGGACCUUCAGGAUCCCCCACAAACCCAACACCCAGCUGCAGAUCCGGGCCGGGAUCCACUCCGGGCCUGUGGUGGCCGGUGUGGUGGGAACCAAGAUGCCUCGAUACUGCCUGUUCGGAGACACGGUGAACACAGCUUCCAGGAUGGAGUCCAACAGCCUGGCUCUGAAGAUUCAGUGCAGCUCCAGUGCCUUCUAUCUGCUGGAGGAGAUCGGAGGAUACGUGUUGGAGUGCAGAGGAACGCUGCAGGUGAAGGGCAAAGGAGACAUGGUGACCUACUGGCUGGAGGGGAAGAAGCCCUCGCCGGUCUCCAGGGACGUUACCAAGGCAGCCAAGCCCAUCGACACAGAGAUGGAGAAAGGGGCGGAGAAAGGGGCGGAGCAAGAACAGAGGCUCUAUCCAUCCUUGCCUGGAUUUCUGGGCAAUGACCUCCUGGACUAA
This is a messenger RNA of Salarias fasciatus (jewelled blenny), 2592 nucleotides long. RefSeq names its product atrial natriuretic peptide receptor 2. The transcript is spliced from 23 exons. Gene Ontology annotation, biological process: receptor guanylyl cyclase signaling pathway; intracellular signal transduction; cGMP biosynthetic process. The coding region runs from base 1 to 2592 and encodes 863 amino acids. Gene Ontology annotation, cellular component: plasma membrane. The record is from RefSeq and is a predicted model, not a curated record. Gene Ontology annotation, molecular function: ATP binding; peptide receptor activity; protein kinase activity. NCBI's taxonomy places the organism in Eukaryota, Metazoa, Chordata, Actinopteri, Blenniiformes, Blenniidae.